Molecule: messenger RNA, 1162 nt
Organism: Austrofundulus limnaeus
Lineage: Eukaryota; Metazoa; Chordata; Actinopteri; Cyprinodontiformes; Rivulidae
Gene: ebi3
Product: Epstein-Barr virus induced 3
Exons: 6
Coding region: 92-847 (251 amino acids)
Cellular component (GO): membrane
Molecular function (GO): protein binding; cytokine receptor activity
Source: RefSeq, a predicted model, not a curated record
UGUUACUGAGCACCUCUGUCUGAAGCCUAACUUUAUUAUUUAUUUAUUUAUUAUUUAUUUGUUUGUUUGUUUACACUGACCUGAAGCCCUGAUGGCUGUGAUGCUGGUGCGUGUGUGCGUCACUGUGGCGCUUCUUUUUUCUGUUCUGGGAAGUCAAGCGUUGGACCUGCUGAGAGCCACCGCCACAUCAGGAGAUCCGCCCCCCACUCCCAUGGUGCACUGCUGGUGUUCCAGCUAUCCUAAUGUGACGCUCUGCUCCUGGCCUCAGCCCUCCCACUCCCCUCCAACUCAUUAUAUCGCCACCUACAGUGAGAGGCACAGACACACAAGCACCAAGCURUGUCAUCUCAUCCCACCUGGAUCUUCAUCGUCAGCUCUGACCUCAUCACCAUCAUCAUCCUCCCAGCAGCUCUGGCACUGUCACCUGCCCGACCUGAAGCUUCUCACUGAUUACAUCAUCAACAUCACAGCAGUUCAUUCUGCCGGGAGCAGCUCUCACCUCACAAGCUUCAUGCUGGAGGACAUCGUGAAACCAGAUCCUCCGGUUGAUGUCCGGGUUUCCCCUCAUAAUGCUAAGAACCUGUUGGUGCAGUGGUCCUCUCCUCCGACGUGGACAAGUCUGGACAUCUUCCCCCUCAAGUACCAGAUCCGGUACCAGUGGGAAAACCGGGGCAUCCCGCAGUCUGUCAAUCUGGGUCCGUUUGAGAACACCAAGGCGGAUCUGAAGGGUCUGAUGCCAGGGAGGGUCUACCAGUUCCAGGUGUGUGCUAAAGAUAUGCUGGGUUUGGGACGAUGCAGCGACUGGAGCUCACCUGUAACAAUCACUGUACCAAAAACAAAACCCUAAAGACUUUUGUUCAUUUUCUUUUUUAAUGUAAACAAGUAAAGCUAGCCUGGAGGAAAAUAUGUAAAUAUAUAUAAUAUAUAAAUGUAUUUGCAAUACAUACAAACCAAGUUUGAGUUGUCUGUAAUUUUUUUCUUUAUAAAUACAUCUGUGGAUGUUAUUUGUGCAAAACCUGUCACGUCACUUAAAACUGUUGUUGUUAAGGUGCUAAUUUAUUAAAGUGUACUUUAGUAUUAUCAUGUAAAAAAACUGAAUAAAAUGUUAACUGUCAGUCAGUCACAUGAACCAUAAGUGGAGCAAUAAACUCUGAAUGUCUGA